GCAACUGAUGGCGGUGAUGGUCAUUAUAAUUCCUCAUCAACUGGACAUGGGAGACUCCAAUCGAGAACCAGAUAAAAGUGACCUGCCAGUUAACAAUUACAACGCUAAACAAAGGCUGUUAUCAUCGAAAAAUUCACGCUUACCACUCGCUUCAUUGUAUAGCGCCUCGUAAGAAGGUGAUGAUUGACGAUAUAAGCGAUAUAAGGGCUGAGAGGAUGGAAAAACCCAGUGAGAGAAGCUACAUUAGCGCCCAACGGUCUGGGAGUGAACUGUUUUUAUUAUAUACCAACUGGCGAAACUAGAUGGCCAUGAGUGCCCAUUAUUUACAACCGACAUUCUCAACGAUAUGCGUAAUAGUAGUAUUUCGACUCAGUCAUUCUAAACCCCACCCAGAAUCAAAGGGAGACCGGAUCGUUGUGCGGAGUCGAUAAACGACCUUGCUCACAUGGCAAAACGCUCAUAAUUGAAAUAAACGCGUAAUGGUUAACAUACUCAAUCUCGUUAAGUGUUGUCAUUAAAUAAGGUCAUCACCUGAUGUGUUUGUCACGAUAGAGGAAGAUUCAUUCCAGCCAGAAGAAAUCAGCUGAUGAAGAUCUUACAGCUCUAUAACCAAACUCGUUUAUUAACAUUUCGUCUUCACGGCCUUGGCAAGUUAAAAUGGGAAGAUGGCCAUGAAAAUUUGGCUGAAAAGUUGCAUUCCGAAUGCGUGUUUGGGAAUGAAAUCUCCACAAAAUCCAAAAAGCUACCAGCCAAACUAUAGGGAUGAGCGAAAAAUGGGAGGAACUUCCGCAGGCGAAUUUGAAAUAGAUCAUUCUUUAUUCAUAGACAACGCCCUGAGCUCUAGCUCUGUAUAAAAAGCGCAUCAGCCAACUCGAUACUAUUGUCAAAUUUGAUCUGCCGAAGACGACAUCACCUCAACCAAUUUCUCCAACAUGAACUACUUGAUCGCUCUUCCUUUGCUCGCUGCUGCCGUCUUGGCCGCUCCCCUGUAUCCAGCGGAUGUCUUCCACGGAGAACUGUCCCCGUUCGCCUACUCCGCCUAUCAACCGGCCUUCUAUAACCAAGCUUUCGCUCCCCAUUUCGGCUACAAUUACUUUGGUCCGAGUCGUCACUUUUCCGACUAUGCCGCACCAAUCGUUUCCGUUGCAGCACCAAUCGCUUACACUGCGCCAGCCCCAAUCACUCAGUAUGUUCAUGUGCCUGUAGUUGCUCCUCAAGUCAAAUAUGUUGAAGUCCCUGUCCCUACUCCGGUCGUUGAAACGAAACUUGUUCCCGAAGUUAAAACUGUCGUCGUAACUAAAGUUGUUGAAUCUGCUCCCGCUCCCGCUCCAGCUCCAGUCCAGCUUGAUUCUCGGGAAUCGGCCGAGUCUGUCGAAGUUGAUUCAAAGGAAGAUUAGUAACUUUAUAGUGUCACGCUUUAAUGACUUGCCAGUAACAUUAGAAGAUCGAGAAAAAAUUGACAGACUGUUCUUAAUCUUGACGCUUAACUUUCCUUUUAGAACCAACCCAAAGAUAACUUUUUCUGACUGACUAAAUCAUUUUCUUUGUUCUAAUUUUUCUUGUGACAUCGUGACAAAAUAAUAUCACUGUCAUAUUGUACACCUAUAAACAUUAUGCAUCAUUUAUACAUUAUACACUAUUUCCGU
This is a messenger RNA of Daphnia pulex (common water flea), 1646 nucleotides long. RefSeq lists its product as uncharacterized. The transcript has 4 exons. Bases 933 to 1397 code for a protein of 154 amino acids. NCBI's taxonomy places the organism in Eukaryota, Metazoa, Arthropoda, Branchiopoda, Diplostraca, Daphniidae. The record is from RefSeq and is a predicted model, not a curated record.